Cyphellophora europaea CBS 101466 is the source of this 1200-nucleotide messenger RNA. RefSeq lists its product as uncharacterized. Gene Ontology annotation, molecular function: FAD binding. Lineage: Eukaryota; Fungi; Ascomycota; Eurotiomycetes; Chaetothyriales; Cyphellophoraceae. The record is from RefSeq and is a predicted model, not a curated record. The transcript has a single exon. Bases 1 to 1200 code for a protein of 399 amino acids.
AUGACGCAGAAACCCGUACUGAUCUCGGGCGCUGGCCUCGCUUCGCUCUUAUUAGCAAGGUCCCUGCUCCGCUCCAGAAUCCCCUUCCAGAUAUUUGAGCGAGAUGCGUCCCUCGCCUUCCGAGGCCAGGGCUAUCGACUGCGCCUCUCGCCAGAGGGUCUGGACGCCAUUGAAUCUGCACUCGAUCCUCCCAGCUGGCACAAGUUCUACGGGAUAUGCAGCAAGACUGGUGGAGGUGGCUUCGUCGGCUUCAAUGCGGUCACAGGCGAGGCGCUCGAAGAUACAGGCGGUCCCAUCGGUCCCAAAGGGCCGACUCGCGAAAGUCUGGGGAGUAGAGGAGGCAAAGUCGUGGGCAUUGCUCGGGGAGAGAUGCGAAGCUUCUUCAUCGAAGGAUGCGAAGAGUUUGUCCAAUGGCGGAAGCAUGUGACAGGUUACGAGAUGGCGGAUGAUGGGCAAGGAGUUCGAGCAGUAUUCGCGGACGGUUCGAAGAGCGAGGAAGGCUGUCUUCUUGUUGGUGGAGAGGGGAUCAAGUCAUCUGUGGCCAAACAGGUGUCUGAUGGCAAACUCAAAGUAUACGAUCUCGGUGCCCGAGGCAUCCAUGGACAAGCACCAACCACUGCUUUUAAGCAGCUGGGCGAAGGUGUGUUCAGAUUCGUUGACGAGAGCAGUACAAACCGCAUCUCAGUCAUUACUAAUGUGCGUCCUGGCGACAUGGACGAUCCGAACAUUCAAUUCGGAUGGACUAUGGUCGGAAUGCCUGGCGCGAUCCAAGCCCCUAACGACGAUUAUUCCAUCGUUGGAAAGGUAGCUGCCGACCUUGCCAAAUCUCUCACAAAGGACUGGCAUCCCAGGUUCAAACCUCUCAUUGACAACAUUGUGGAGAACGAGGCCGCUUUCUGGAAGAUUACCUGCUCGACACCGACCGGCCCACCAGUUUGGGAGAAUAACCCGCGUGUCACUGUAAUUGGUGACGCAGCACAUAGCAUGACACCAGCAGGUGGUUUAGGAGCAAACACUGCAGUCAGAGACUCUGCACUGCUCGGCCGUCUCCUAGCAGAGGCUGGAGGGUGGGCAGAAGGCAUCACCAAGAGAUACGAGGACGAGAUGCGCGUGUAUGCGACUGAAGCCGUUGGACAAAGCUAUGGAAUGGCCUCGGGUCAAUUCGGCGGCACGAUCGACGAGAACACUCCGACAGUCUGA